UGAAGAAGCACAUGAAUCAGAACUCUUAUUCAAUGGGAUUUUGCACAUCAAAACAGAGUUUUAGGUUGAAUCAAUCCCAAUCCAUUUCUGUGCACUAGUGUGGCGUAAGUGGAUUCCUGAUCUCAUUUUCACCUACCAAGUCAACACCUAAACUACCACCAACCCCAACGAGUUGGUUUACAUUGACCCGAAAGUCGUUUCCUUCUCCUAUCAAAUUCCCUUUUCUUGCAUUCACCAAACUCACAUUUCCCUGCACUUUUCUGGGCUUUUGUUCUUAAAUCCCCUCUCUCUUUGUGAUCGUUUUGCUUUCUUGAAAAAUGGAGUCAAGGAUGUUAGGAUUCGCCUCUCCAGGUGUAGUAAGCCCCAGUAAUUCCAAGAUUUCAAGAUUAAGUACCCCUUUUGCCCACCAAAUAUGGAACAAAAAUAGCAGCUUUUGGUGUCAAAAUUCAAGAUUUCCUAAGCAAGGUAUUAAGCCAAUUCAAGCCUCUGCAACUUCCAUUGGAUUGACACCGAAAAGUAGGGUAGACGAGACUGAGAGCUAUACUCUUGAUGGUAUACGAAAUUCGUUAAUUCGGCAAGAGGAUAGCAUUAUAUUCAGCCUCGUCGAGAGAGCCCAAUAUUUUUACAAUGCGGAGAUAUAUAAUCCUGAUGCUUUUUCCAUGGAUGGAUUCCAUGGAUCUUUGGUUCAAUACAUGGUCAAAGAAACUGAAAAACUUCAUGCUAAGGUUGGAAGAUACAACAGUCCAGAUGAGCAUCCUUUCUUCCCCGAUGACUUACCUGAACCAAUGUUGCCUCCUCUGAAAUAUCCACAGGUUUUACAUCCUGCUUCAGAUUCAAUCAAUAUAAAUGGUAAAAUAUGGGAUAUGUACUUCAGGGAUCUUCUCCCCAGAUUAGUUAAAGAAGGUGAUGAUGGUAACUGCGGAUCAGCCGCAACUUGUGACACACUUUGCUUGCAGGUUCUGUCGAAAAGAAUUCAUUAUGGUAAAUUUGUGGCUGAAGCAAAAUUUCGAGCCUCCCCGGAUGUCUAUAAAGCUGCCAUUAAAGCACAAGACAAAGACCAAUUGAUGGAUUUGCUAACAUAUCCAAUAGUCGAAGAAGCAAUCAAAAAAAGGGUCGAAAUGAAAACCAGAACUUACGGGCAAGAGGUGACUGUAGACUUUGGUGUAGAUGGAACCGAUCCAGUUUACAAAAUUAAUCCAAUUCUAGUUGCCGGUCUUUAUGGGGAGUGGAUCAUGCCAUUGACAAAGGAAGUGCAAGUUCACUAUUUACUGAGAAGGCUGGACUGAAUAAAACCGAAGCACUUGGUUCAUGAGUAGUACUUUCUGUAUAAAAAAUAAGGGUAAUUAGCACAUAACGUCUCUAUCUUUCAAUCUUAUUGUGCAAAAUGUCAUUACCUUUUAUUUUAUGGUGUUUUCAUCCUUAAUUACACUUUUGAUUGCGCAAAUAA
Messenger RNA from Olea europaea var. sylvestris, 1447 nucleotides. RefSeq names its product chorismate mutase 1, chloroplastic-like. Gene Ontology annotation, biological process: aromatic amino acid biosynthetic process; chorismate metabolic process. The coding region runs from base 318 to 1286 and encodes 322 amino acids. Gene Ontology annotation, cellular component: cytoplasm. Lineage: Eukaryota; Viridiplantae; Streptophyta; Magnoliopsida; Lamiales; Oleaceae. Gene Ontology annotation, molecular function: chorismate mutase activity. The record is from RefSeq and is a predicted model, not a curated record. The transcript has 6 exons.